AUGCACACUAUUUCCAUACCUUCGUUUGGUCGCUUCUCCUGCUCUUUUUGGACUGAGCAUCUCUACUCUCCGUUCAUUCGCAUUUCUCUGGUCUCUGACACAUCCACCACAGACAUGUUGGCUGAGUACUCCAGAAAAGAGAAGCUCUGGCUCAUCAACAACAUAGCUGUCUCCUCGUCCGACAAUCUUAUGCUUUCGCUGGCAGGCGUUCAGUACUUCCUUACGCUGGCCGUUCCCCCGCAAGAGCCCUUUUACGAAAUAGACGAGAUUGCGCGUGCCAUUCGCCGAGGGCUCAAAGCCGAGAGCAGCAGAGAGCAGCGGAGCAGAGUGUUUACAACUACGCACAAUGCAGGCCAGGCGCAAAGGGUGUACAGCGUAGAGGGCCUGCUCAAAAACAACACGCCCCAAAGAGAGGGCCCCGCUGGCGUGCGGUUUUCUCAAAUAUACUCGCACUUUAAGAGAAAGCUGGGCGUUUCUGCGCACAGGCAGAGCCACUACCAGGCCCUUCUAGAGUCCUCUUCGGCCUUUCUGAAAACCCGCUCCCGGGACAUGGUUGGAAACACAACCACGCUCUGGCACAUUAACUCCGCGCAGUACGCCUUUUCCAGAAAAGCGCGCUCGGCCGUGCAGUGCAUAGAAGUGCGCUCAAUCGACGGAAAGGUCUCCGUCUCCGUCUCCUACACGUCUUUGAAGCUCGAGAAGGCCCGGAGAGCGCUCCUCCACAAAACAGACGUCCAAGAGGCUUUGCACAGAAGCCUGUCGCCUGAAAACACGUCUUCUUCCAUUUCUGACCUGGAGAUGCAGCAGGAGUGUGCGGUCUCUGCGAGCACCAAAGAAGACAUACAGGGCGCCCGCAAAAAGGUGACGGAGUACUUGAAGGAAAAAAACCCGCACAUCCGCCCUGCUCUAGAGAGGAUGUUUUCAGAAGACGCCCUGCCCAAGCCCCCCUUCUCCUCCAGCAAAGACACGCAGCCCCAUGCAGCAGAGCAGAGCAGCAAGAAAAAAACAGACGCGUGCACAGGCAGGUAUGCAAAAAGACACGCACGCAUUUUGAAAAAGCAGGAAAAGCAGGCCGCCGAAGAGUCUGCAGCCAUAGACGGCAUUUUGGGGAAGCGGCCGGAGGAGGCGCAGCAGGAAAAGGGCAGCUCGCCCCAGAGCCGGCCAGCCAAUGCAAAGCAGCUGCACGCCCAGGCCUCUGUGCGCCCCAGAACAAAAAGCUCCUUCUUCAUCGGAAAAGACAUGGUUCCCGAGCUUGUGGACCAGGUCGUGAAGCUUAUGCCAAAAAAGAAGGACCUGCACGAGAAGACUGGCUCUUGCACAGCCCAAGAAAAAGGCCCAGCCACAGACGCGGAGCAAAAAACGCCGAAGUCCCCUGCUGAAAGAAAGUCUCUCAGCAAGUGGCUUUCUGGCACAUUUCUCACCGAGUCUGAAUAG
This is a messenger RNA of Nematocida major, 1434 nucleotides long. RefSeq lists its product as uncharacterized. The record is from RefSeq and is a predicted model, not a curated record. NCBI's taxonomy places the organism in Eukaryota, Fungi, Microsporidia. The transcript has a single exon. The coding region runs from base 1 to 1434 and encodes 477 amino acids.